CGUCGUCCCAAACGGGCGGGCGCCUCCUUCCCUCUGAGCCGGCCGACGACGAUCCGUCCAGAAUCCCCUGCCUCCAUCGUUCGCUCGCUUGAGAGGCCCCCCCCUGCUCAGCCAACCCUCCCUCACCGUUCGACAGCAGCAGCACCACCACCACUGGGCAUCAAUCUCUCUCACUCACUCUCUCUCGCGCAAGUGGCCCCCCUCCUCCUAGGAUCUCCCCCCCAUUGUGACCGCGAACCACAACCACCACCACGACCGCCGCCGCCGCCGCCUCUGCCUCUGCCUCCACCGCUACCUCGUAACAUUCCCUUUCCCACUCGGCUCUCGUCGUUCAUGGCCAAUUUAAUAUUCCCCGGGCGAUAAGACAUCGAGGUCACACCCGCUCGUCCCAAUAUGGCAUCACCAUCUCCCCCUCCCCCGGCUCCUGGAGGCUUCGCGGUUAGACCGCUUGCAGCACGGGCUCCUUCGACGUCGUCGUCGAUCGUGCCCGACUCUGAUACCGCCUCUGCUUCGUCUCAUGUGGCCCGAGACGUCCGCCUGCCUCACCACCACCACCACCACCACCAUCACCUUUCUCACAGUCAGGACCACCACUACCCUCAACACCACCACCACCACAGCCAGAGCCAGAGCCAGUCCUCCCUCGAGUCCUCAGCCUCGUCGUCGUCUUCCUCGUUUCCACGCCAUCGCCCUCACCACGUGUCGUCACACCACCAGAACCCCUCGACCUCCUCUGACGCCCUUCGCAAUAGUCCCGCCCAUAGUCCCCCCUCGCCCGCCGCGACUCCGUCUGCCGCUCCCGUUUCUGUUUCGGAGUCGACGUCUAUUCCACCGGGAGCCCCUCCGCCCUCCGUCGUCAGGGUCCCAAUUAAGCGGAAACCAUUGUCGUCAACGGCUUCGAUCCACUCCCUAGUCCCAUCUGCCCGCUCGUCAAACGAGUUUUCUUUCCCACUCCCCCCCUCGUACGCCGCCGGGUUACCCAAGCCCGACCAGAGGUUCGCGCGCCGUCAGUCCAUCGACAGCCCAACAUUUUACGACUUUGCGUCGUCCGCUCGGGCAUCCGUGCCUGCUGCCCAGUCUCCUCUCAAGCUGGCGACUGUUGACAGCUCCCCUCCCGACGUGGGCCGAGUUACGUCAAGAGAUCCUCAGUUGGACCCUCCGUCCGCAGAGCUGUCGGACGUUCUGUCCGAGUACGACGAUCUGAUCUCAGAGGGCUCGGACGCUCCACCGGAUGCUGCUCGAGACGGCACCCCCACCAACGCCCUCGAGGACAGCUGCGACGACAUUGAGUCGCUUUACGCCGAUAAUAUUAAUCAUAGUCCCUUCCCGCCAUCUUCCAUGUUUGCACCGAAACCGACACCGCCACAUCUCAAGCUCAACAAGGUAGAAUCUUCGGCUGCGGACCACGCCAAGCGCCAGUCCAACGAAUCACCACCAGCAUCUUCGGGUACGCCACCACUCGACACCUCACAAUACAUCAACAAGCCGUUGCCCAAGUCUCCGGGCCAAGCAUCACCCUUUGCCUCUUUGUUUGGUUGGAGCCAUCCGUCGCCAUCUGUAACUGACUUCUCAUCCGUUCCCUCUCCUUUGUCGCCCACCAGGAACGGGUCGACAAAUGACGCGCUGCGCACGAGCAAGUCUUUAUCAAACCCCAGGGCAGCCAAUGCGGCGCAAGCAAACCCCAUCAACUACUGUGAACACUACCUGUCUACGCCACCCCCGUCCAACUCCCUUUCGUCCAUUCAAGUCGAAGAGAUGGAAGAAGAGCUGAAGGCCAUCAGCUCCGAGCUGGCCGCGUCUAUCCGGCGUGAGAUGGACUUGGAGGACCUCGUCGACCGCCUUCAAGAACAAGCCAACAACCCACAAGCGCCUAGCAAGAGAACCAGCGAUUAUUUCUCAGACUCGGGCUACAGUUCAGCCAAGGCCAGCGAUUACGACCAGAGCAAAGAGGAAAUCGAAAAGAUCCAACGGAGAUCGGAGCAGGAAAAGGCGUCUAUCCGUCUCGAGCUAUCCAACAAGCUGCAAGAUGAGAGGUCCAAAAGGAAAGCCCUCGAUCAGCAGAUCAAGGACCUGGCGGAGAAGGCAUCGCAGAUGGACCUGGCCCACAUGAACAACCUCGAUGCCAGCGACCGCGUUCGGGACCUGGAAAACACAUGCGAGGACCUGCGGCGGAGGCUAUCUGAAGAACGCCAGUCCAAGACCAACUUUGAGGACCUGCUCACCGCCCUCAAGGGCGAGCUCCAGGACGCGUGCAACGAGCGCGACAAUCUCCGCGACGAGGUGGUUCCUCAGCUGCGGGCGCGCGUUGAAGGGCUCGAGUCCGAAGCCGCCGAAUAUGCCAACCUCACUUACGAGUCCACUAAAAUGCAGCAACAGCUGCAGUCUUUACAAAAAGAAAACACAUCGCUUCGGAAUUCGCAAAGCGGGCCGCCCGAGGGGUUCAGAAUGUCGGGGCUCGCUCGCUCCAAUUCGGUGGCAGCCAGCUCCUUCAGGCCCCGCGGGCCGCCUCCCUCGGCCGGCUUGUCGCGAUCGGGGAGUGUCAAGAACGUCCAGACCGAGUCUAGAGAGCAGCUCGCCGAGCGACUCAAGGACGUGGAAGCACAGAGAGACGCACUGCACAGCGCGCUCAAGAACCUGCUAGAGAGACAAGAGUUUCAGAACCGCGAGAACCAAAAGAAGAUUCGUAUCCUAGAGAUGGAGCGCCAACGACUGCUGUCCGAGAACCCCAAAAAGGCUGGAUUCGAAAAAGACAUCAAGAACCUGCGCACAGAGAUCAACGUGCUCCGACGACGGGCCGAGGAUGCACUCGAACAGAAGUGGCAGGUCGAGAAGGGUCUUGUGGGACUCAAGAUGGACCUCGAUAGGGCCGAGGCAGAGAUUGCAGAUCUUCGAAGCCUGCUCAAGGAAAAAGACAUUCUCAUCCCGCCGUCGCUUGCUCGGUCGAGCGGCUCCGAUGCGGGCAUACCCAGCGUACCCAUUACGUCUGAGUCGCUCGGGAGGGCAUACCGCGAGCUGCAGGACGCCUACAACGAUUCACUGAACCGCAUCAAGCAGCUUGAGCUGCACGGCACCGACGGCGGCACCGACGAAAAGACCAAACUCGCCAUGGACCGGCUGGAGAAGUCACUGGCUGCCGCCGUCUCAGAGCGAGAUGUCGCCAAGCAGCAGGUCUCGGCGCUCCAGGGCCAGGUGGAUGGCCUGGCGGCUGUGGAGACGCAUGCCGUCGGGCGCGAAAGGAGCCUGGCCGAGGAGCUCAGCGAGUCCGCGAGCCGGGUCGAGCAACUCGCCGCACAGGUGCGACAGCAACUGGCGAGCAACGCGCAGCUCCGGGAUCGCCUGGCCGAGACUGUGGCACGAGGAGACACAGAGCGAAAAGCGAACUCGGAACGGAUCAGCUGGCUUCAGGAGCGCCUGCACGAACUCGAGGAGCAGCUUGUCGCCGCGCAGACGACGUCGGAGGAGCGCGUCGGCCGCCACGAGGAGGAGCUUUCGCGGUUGCGCGACGCACACAGCGAGCAGCUGCGCCGCAUCGGAAGCGGAGCGGGCGUGGGCAUGACGUCUGCGCCCAAGUCGCCUCUUCUCAGGACGGCUUCGGGGCAGGCUUUUGUCCGCGCGUCGCAGGCAGUGCCGGCCAAGAGCUUCGACGAGGAAAUUCAGAUCAAAGCACUGCGCGAGCGGGUGACGGAGCUGGAGAAGGCGCUCGCGGAUGCCGAGGCCGAGAUCGAGCAGGUCGUGUUUAAGAUGAACACGGCGCAGAUUGAGGUGAUGAACCUGCAGGAGGAGCGCGAGGGAGCCAUUCGAGAGACUAAGCGUCUCCAAAAGGUGAUUGAAGCCGAACAGGCCAAGUCGUUUGAGGAACGCUUCAAGACGCUGAGCAGCGUCGUCGCCUGAAGGGGGGAUCGGACUGGUGUCUGACGGGGGUUAUGUUGACAAGCACAAAAGGGCAUCAACGGCUGCAUCCAGCGAUUGGAGUUUUGUUUUGCCUGCAUCGUUAGGGUGGUAGGCUAUCACGGGACAGACAUGGGAGUCUGGGACACGCACAAGGAAGCAGCCUCUACCAGUUUCGGGGCUCGGAGUCGGUUGAUUUGGGACACUGGGUUCGCUGAGACGGCGGACGCAUAUACGGCCUCGAGCACAUAUAUAUUGGGUGGUCGACGUGGUAGAGACGGCAAUGGGGACGACAAGCACAACAACAGCAACAACAACAACAACAGCCGCAUACCUCGCUUACUACGCGAGUAAAGUUUUGGGCGUAAUGUUUUAUAAUACUACUAUCUAGUCGCAUGGAGGAGGUUGGGGGAAACGGACCAGGGCCAUGACGGACCUGUGUAUAGUAGUUUGGUAGCUAGGAGAUGGAACAAGAUUUCCCGGGCACCGGACACGGACUCGACCAGACGUCAUGUGAGGCAGCACCAAGAGAAUGGCCCUUGGCCGAUUGUCGUGUUUAGAAACAAGGAUGA
This is a messenger RNA of Purpureocillium takamizusanense, 4460 nucleotides long. RefSeq lists its product as uncharacterized. The record is from RefSeq and is a predicted model, not a curated record. The transcript has 2 exons. NCBI's taxonomy places the organism in Eukaryota, Fungi, Ascomycota, Sordariomycetes, Hypocreales, Ophiocordycipitaceae. The coding region runs from base 394 to 3891 and encodes 1165 amino acids.